Molecule: messenger RNA, 3520 nt
Organism: Stylophora pistillata
Lineage: Eukaryota; Metazoa; Cnidaria; Anthozoa; Scleractinia; Pocilloporidae
Biological process (GO): regulation of DNA-templated transcription
Cellular component (GO): transcription regulator complex; nucleus
Molecular function (GO): protein binding; transcription coregulator activity
Source: RefSeq, a predicted model, not a curated record
GUCAUCUUUAGACGCCUGUCUUCCGAGUUCUUUGCAUACGUGACAAGAUGCCGAUAUAUUCAUAACUUAUGCUCUGUGGACAGUCUUCCUGCAGUCGAGAGUAUAUCAACAAUUCUUUCUUUCUCUUUAGUACUGAAUGGUAUCUUUCUCUCGAUAACUAAUAUAUCAUUUUCCACACUCCACCGACUAGCUGUAUAAUAACACCACAACAAUCUUCAACGAAGCUUUUAGAGAUUCAAGGUGACGCUCUUGGGAAAAAUGUUAUGAUCUCCCCGCGAGGGAUUUGUAACUAAAAUGAACAUAAAUCCCGAUGCUUUCGGACGCUUGAAGCGACUUGCAUCUUCUGCUCUGAAAAAAAAGAAUACUCCAAGAAACAGUGGGUGUGAUAAGGGCGCAGAGGCGAACAAAGAGGAAGGACUGGAAAAAAACCCGGAACAAAAUAAAGGAGAGGAAGCCAAUUCUGUUUCGGGAAGCUCGACAGGUACAAAUGGCGGAAUAUCCUAUGUGUCAAUAAGUAAAGAAAAGAUAGAAUACGAUGCGUCAGCACAAAGCGGCAAAGAAUCCGGAAAAGACAAUGAAAUAAAGAUGGAUAUGGAUACAUUCCGUCAGAUGCUCAAAGAGGUGAUUGUGAAGCGAACCCAUGAAGUAGAAAAGAGAAUUAUGGGAGACGUAGAAGCCUUGAAAAAACAUAUAUUGGCGUUGGAAGAGGAAAAGAAAACACUACAGUCGGACGCUAAACGACUGGAGCAAACAGUGAAACAUAUCUCUUCAAAACAUGAAAGGCAAAAGCCCCAGAUGAUAUCUUGUGGAACACAAAUUGACAUUGGUUUGGUGCAAGGGAAUAAGAUCGUUGAACUUUUAAAAGAUAAUGUUAUUCGUGAAAUGAAAGUCUCAUCAAAUCUUUCUCAAAGCACGGGUAGUACCCAGCAAGCCACGAGAGUAGAUGUGGAGCAAAUUCUCAGGAACCACUUACAUAGCAAUCGAGGAAAGGUACAAAGCAUUACAACAAGUGAAUCAAGAAGAAUAUCUGAUCUCAAUGUUCGUAGUAACAACACUGCACAGGAAAGUGCAAAGCAGACUGUGCCAAUUUUUUCAACUGAUUCCAGAGUGUCAUUGGGACAAACUGGACCAAAUCUUACCAUUGCUCCACCUCAAAGACAGCUAGUUAAUUCAGAAACCGCACAGGUGUACACACGAGAAAGUGAAUCAGCUCACAGAGCUUCGCCUGAAAUUCCCAUUGAACAAACACGCCCCAUUCAAAGGCCAGCGUCUCAUCCAACGGCAAUGCCUGGACCGUCCCCCAAUAACCACAUAAAUCAUCAAGGGCAGUCACCUAUUCUCAUACAGUCAGUUCAUGAGGUUUUAAAAUCCCCUCCUACUAGUUUGAGUCCUGGUCAGGACAAUUUUCCAGCGCGAGGGCGAUGGAAUCCUUCACAACCGGAUAAUCAAAACAUUCGACACCGAAUGCCACAGUCAAGUCUAGCCAUGGACGUGCCAGUUCAAAUGAAACGUGGUCCUCCAAAUAUUUCUUUUUUUGAUCGACCAAACAAGCGGAGUAAAAGAUGGAGCAAUGAUGGUUUACAUGUUGUUUCGAGUAGUAACGACUAUGUUAUGCACAACUUUAAGUUAAAGCCUAUUAACACGACUGCCCUCCCGAGAGUUGUUGCCAGGAGUGUAGCUCCCAUGAAUCAAAGACCUCUUCAACCAAAACCGAUUGUGCCACUCUCUCAACCACAGCGAAGUAAUCAAGCAGUGUACACUAUUAGUCCAUCCAGCCAUAGUCAUCCAUCCAUACCGAGACCAUAUUUAACUCAAGGUUCUUCCAGCCUCGAAUCCAUGCUCCAUCCAAGUCUUCUUCAACCCAACAAGCCAUCGGGACAGGUCAUGAGUCAACAGUCAUUAGGCGUUAAACCCCCUAUUCACAAUACACUUCAUCCCAUUCAUCAGAUAAGUAAGCCUCCCAUUCACCCACAAAGACUUUCAGAAGGUCAGUUCGUGGAAAGGGUUGCUUAUCCUACUAAUCCACCACGACAACCUACCACUGAAUAUGGCCCAAGAAUGCCGCUGGCCAACUCGCAUCCUCCUCAACGCAUAGAGCCAGCGCAAACGUACGGUCAGCCAACUGAAGCCAAUGGUAAAGCGUUCGUUGUUCGAGACUACCAGGUAUCACAACAGAGAGAUCCAAAUUACACAGCUCCUCUACCGCCAGGAGCUGCUGCGUUUCAAGCCGCCACUCAAGCGCCUCCCGGCGUGCCAAGGGGUCGACAUCCGCCGAUUCAAUCCCCUGGUACUUCGUAUUCCUCUUCGCCGUCUAACCGUCAUCCAGGGAAUCCUAUCGUAGGAGGUGAUCAACGUGGUACGGUGAAUCAGUUAAAUACUUUGGUUGCAACAAACGGCGAUUCUAAGGUACAGUUGUUGUCACCACCAAAACCGCAAGCGUCAAUUGUGGUUGUCCAGGACGACAUUGUUCUUUCCUGGAACAUGAGACUAGACGAAACUAUGGCAGAAAUUGAUAACUAUGAAUUGUUUGCUUGUCAAGAUGGUGCCGAAAGCACAAAUCCACCAAUUAUGUGGAAAAAGAUCGGUAUUGUUAAAGCACUCCCGCUACCAAUGGCUUGCACAUUGUCACAAUUCUCCUCUGGGAAUAAGUAUCAUUUCGCCGUGCGCGCAGUUGACGACCAAGAGCGUGCAGGUCCCUUCAGUGACCCGUGCACGAUUUCUUUGACUUAAUGUUUCACCAUUUUAUUCUUUAAUGAAAUCAUUGUCCUGAGUCACUGCUGUUCUUUAACUGAACCAUUGUUUGACAAAUACCUAGAACGUUGCCCCACUUGAGUACUUUGGUCGGAAUUUUCUGAGAAGCCUUCGCGCACUUCGUUAGCCAAUUCAACCAUCAGCGUUUUACCUUGUCAAGCUACUGACGUGAGAUCAACUAAGUUUAUGCUUAGAAUAAAUUUCUUCACACAUUUGGUUGACUUUGAUUUGGCAAAAACGAUGGCUUCCCAUAUUAGUUUGUGAAACAUUUAAGCGGCAGAAAGAAAAGACACAUAUUGUAAGCAACCAAACACAUCCAAAUUUAUUGAUCCACGGACGAGUGUGAACUUAAUUAAUGCGGUAAAAGUUGAGUGCAAACAACUCCAGACACCCUUAUUCUUGACCUUCACGUUUGUGUUAUAUUCCUAUAAUUUUUAUAUUUAUCUCUUGUAUUGAUGUACAUUGCUAAAUUUGGUAAACGUUAAGUGCAAACAAAUCCAGACACCCUAAUUCUUGGCCUCUCUCAUUUUUAUCAUACUAUAUUUUUAUAAUCUUAUAUUUAUCUCCGGUAUUGAUAUACAUUGUUAAAUUCGUAAAAGUUAAGUGCAUAAAAAUAUAGACACCGUAAUUCUUGACCUCUUCAAUGUUAUGUGAUAUUUUUAUGAUUUUCAUAUUUAUCUCAUAUACUGAUGUACAUUGCUAAAGCUGAAAUCAUAUUUAUUUUUGUACAUGAGACUUUCAUUUUGACUAAUAAAUCAUCAUAAAAGCA